Phytophthora sojae is the source of this 2118-nucleotide messenger RNA. RefSeq lists its product as hypothetical. Bases 1 to 2118 code for a protein of 705 amino acids. The record is from RefSeq and is a predicted model, not a curated record. Lineage: Eukaryota; Oomycota; Peronosporomycetes; Peronosporales; Peronosporaceae. The transcript is spliced from 4 exons.
AUGGACUCGAAGUGGGCGUUCCUCCAUCCAUGGCUGUCUACUUUACGGGCUAGCAUGCUACUGUACGGAGAGCUCGAGCCUGGAUCCCCGCGAGCUGUCAAUCCAACCCUGUUUUACCUCCGACUUUCCGUGGAUGAACUCAAUCGACAAGAUCGAAAGCGUGUGCAGCAUCUUCGCGAAGCGAUUGAGCUGAUAUCGGCUGUGGGUGUAGUCGAUAACAAGGCGUACACGGAUCUGAUGGGUCGACACUUUCACAUACCCGCUGUCAAUGCCAGAUAUGGUGUUCAGCUAUCACCCGCAAUGGAUAUUUUGCUUCUUCGGUACUUUACCGUCUCGAGACCCCGCUGCAACGCAGUACCACACGACCCCUCGAUGAACUCAACGGAGUUUCGGGAAGCCAUGGACAAGUUGGAAGCAAUGGGACUGAACGAGGCUCUGAAGCUGUACGACUUCAGCGAAUUCACUCUCGAAUGGGACAUCAAGAACUCAACUGUCAAUGCUGAAGGUCAAUGCGAAGCUGACCCACCUGGAGAUGCACCGAAGCCGCUCUCAACUCAGCUGAAGAAGCUUCUUGACGCCGACGUACCUCCCGUAGUUCAGUUGUUCGCGACUGGAAAUGCUGAGAAUGUCAUGAAACGUUUGCACAAAACACGUCUGGCGACUUAUGCUCCCGUGGCGUCUACACCAGCGCCACAAAGCUGCCGUAGGUCGACAAAUGCCCAGUCAGCAUCGAGCUCAAUAAUCCUUAUUGAUCAUCUGGACUUCUCACAACCAGGGAUCCCCGCGUUGACGACAGCGCUGGUACGAGCUGCUACACAGUGUUUGUCGCUUGAGUAUGGUAGGAGUGACGAUCCUGACAGAGUGGACUCUACGAUGAACGCUGGGUAUUUAGUGAGUACACUGCUCUGUGGGCGCUCAACUUGUGGAAAAACGUUAGGAAAUCUCAAUUUCCCGCCCAUCACUCGUGACGUGGAGUAUGACGAGCUGAACUUGAAGUGCGACUGGUUGUCGAACACAAUAAUCGCAGCGACCUGUUCUGCCGUGGCGGAUUUGGGCUUGAUAAGGAAAGUAGACAGGCUCGACAUUUCAGGAGCACAAUCUACCACUCAGGAUCAACUGGUGUGGGUACUGUAUGCGCUGACUUGUGGAUCGUCAAAUUUCUCGAUGGAAGAGCUACACAUUGGAGAUGUUUGUUUGACAAAAGCGGCUUUGGGCGCUGCCAAAUCGACGCUGAAGAACAAAUUCCCUGAAAUAAGUUCAAGACACAAGUCUGGGCCCCCACCAGAGUACGGCUUCGACUGGUUUUACCUAGUGGAGAAGAAAUCAUGCCUGAGGUGUCAAGUCCGGCUCGUUGUCGAGCACGGCGGGACCCUGCUCUCUCCUCAAUCGGUUGAUGCUGUUAUCCCUGGGUACGGACUUUGCGGAGUUGUGCUGAACGAUGGAGUUAGUGAGUUCAUUUGCGAUGCUCCAGAGAGUUCACUCUUUCCGAGACAACCAUCUGCCUGCGUACGCGCUCUUACGCUUAGCGUUGAUGCAAUGGAAGAGGGGGUAUUGGUGACGGACCUGAUAGGAUUAGCAGCUUGGCGGUUGAAAGAACUUUCAAUCUGCAGAAAUCGGGAAAUGGACGAUGAAAAGGAUUCAACAACGCAAGCUACGCUGGAUCUGAGUGGGCUCGCGGAGGCUUGCCCUGACCUGGAAGAUCUCGACGUCAGCAGAUUUAAUGUGGUGGUGACUGUGCGCAGCAAUGCGUUGCGCGUUUGGAAGGUCCGGGAGAUCGAGAUUUACGACUCAGAGAGCCUCCCGGAUCUCGAGCCUUGCUUGAACGAUCAAUCGUAUCGAAUGGCGCGCGAGCUAGCGGUGCUGAAAGUGUCUGGGGAUUACAAUUGGAACUACGACAUUGACGAAAUCGAGGCACUGAAUGCCCACGACGGCGAGUGUCUGUCUCUAACGAAGGAGAGACUUCCCAAUCAGUCGAAGGCUGCACUGAUCAGUGUCGUGAGAAGCAGGAAAGGAGGGAAUUCACUCAAGGCUGUGCACCUUUUGGAUGCGCUGAGCUUGGGCCGAAUUUUCGCUUUCGUCUCGACCCCUGUCCAACGAUCGGUCCAGUGUGACGAAUGA